Molecule: messenger RNA, 1630 nt
Organism: Acipenser ruthenus (sterlet)
Lineage: Eukaryota; Metazoa; Chordata; Actinopteri; Acipenseriformes; Acipenseridae
Product: L-asparaginase 1-like
Exons: 11
Coding region: 1-1155 (384 amino acids)
Biological process (GO): amino acid metabolic process
Molecular function (GO): asparaginase activity
Source: RefSeq, a predicted model, not a curated record
AUGAAUGAGACCAGAGUGUUUGUCUACUACACGGGAGGGACGAUCGGCAUGGUGCCAGGGAAAAAUGGUGAGGUACCUGCGAAUCCGGGAGACUUCACCGCAGAGCUGCGCAGACACCCAGAGCUCUUUGACAAGGAAGAUGGGGACUGGUUUGUGCUACCUUCAAAGGCCACAGCAGAUUGCCCAGAACAAUUCAUUGUGAAGUAUCAAGUGGAAGAGGUAAAGAAGCCCAUCGACUCUUCCAAAAUCACUCCAGAACACUGGGAGCACUUCACCAAUAAAAUACUGAAGAAACAAACACGCUACGAUGGUUUUGUUCUCCUCCAUGGGACGGACACGCUGGCCUACACCUCCUCUGCUCUCUCCUUCCUCCUCAAGGACUUCAAGAAGCCAGUGGUGAUCACAGGAGCGCAGCGCUCAGUGUUUGAACCUCGCAGUGACGCAGUGGAGAACAUCCUGGGAUCUCUCCUCAUCGCCGGCUGCUAUUGCGAGACCCCUGCACUACAACUGGUGUCAGUGUUAUUUGACAACAUGGUUUUUCAGGGGAACAGGGUGACGAAGAUUGACUGCUCUGCUUUCCAUGCCUUCAGCAGCCCCAACAGUCUGCCCCUGGUGGAGCUGGGAGUGACUAUCAAGGUCAAUGCAAUGUCCUCUUCACCUGUCCCCUCUCCCUCCCCCUCUCCCUGCUUCUCUCCCUACCUCCCUACCAGCCUCUGUCCCCUUCUCUGUUCCCUCUCGCUCUGUGAUGUGUCUGAUGUCCGAGUGCUGAGACUCUUCCCAGGAAUUAAAGAGGAAUACGUGCGUAGCGUGCUGUCCGGGGCGGGGGGUGUGAUUUUGGAGACCUACGGGUCGGGGAACGCCCCAGAUGAUAAGUGGUUCCUCGAAGCUCUGAAACAGGCCAAUAGGCACGGCGUGUUUCUGCUCAACGUCACCCAAGUACUCCAGGGAUCUGUCAUGCCCAUCUACCAGACCUCGAAGGGUCUGAGAGAGGCUGGGGUGUUGUCUGGAUAUGACAUAACUUCUGAAGCUGCUCUUACCAAGAUGAUCUGGACUCUGAAGAAAUACACGACCCAGGAACAACGCAAGAAAGCAUUAGAGACCAGUGUGUGUGGGGAGAUGACAGUGACAAUAAGCCCAGACCCUCCUCUGAUCUGAACUCAGGACCUCCCUCCGCACAUGCUACCCAGCAUUAUGCAAACAGACUGCACCCAACCCAUCCCUGACACCCCACUCCCCCUUUCUGCCUUGCCUGUGGCCAAUAAAGCUUAGUUUGCAGUAUAAUCUGUCUCUGUCGCUCUCUGUGUGUUUGUUUCACUAAUACGACUGGAAGUGAAUGAUUAUUUCUAUUUGCAGACUUUUAAAAAGGUCUCCCAGCUAUUAUUAGGGGUCCAAGCAACACUAUUGUUAUGGUUAGGAUUAUUAGACUUCCAAGCCCAUGUCCAUUUGCUCCAGGCAAGGGAACCCAGAUUGCGUGCAAAAAGGAAGGCAUGACCGCUCUAUUCACAUUAAUACGGCAAUCUCAAUUAUUAAUUUGCAAGUCAUACUGCGUGAAAUGCUGUAUGUGUUACACACACUUUAUUUUAGUACAGGGCACUCCAAAGGACAGGUAUAAGUCCGGCGCCCACUGCCA